Pistacia vera is the source of this 1203-nucleotide messenger RNA. Its product is annotated as putative disease resistance RPP13-like protein 1. Lineage: Eukaryota; Viridiplantae; Streptophyta; Magnoliopsida; Sapindales; Anacardiaceae. The coding region runs from base 1 to 1203 and encodes 400 amino acids. Gene Ontology annotation, biological process: defense response to other organism. The record is from RefSeq and is a predicted model, not a curated record. Gene Ontology annotation, molecular function: ADP binding. The transcript has a single exon.
AUGAAAACGCCACGCAGAGUCUGUCACCGCACCCACCCGAUGCCGAAGCACAGUAUGACCCAUUCACACCCUCUCACAAAACUUCGCCCAUCAACCACCCACACCGUUGCCCGCUCAAAGCUGAAGAAGUGGGAGAAGAAGUUGAAGUUUAUUGAUGCUCUGCUCAUGGAUGCCGAGGAGAAGCAACUGACGGACAGGGCUGUGAAAAUGUGGCUGGACGAGCUCCAGGACUUGGCUUAUGAUGUGGAGGACAUUCUGGAUGAGUUUGCAACUGAAGCUUUAAGGCGAAAGGUGAUGUCUGAACACCAUGCUAGCAGUAGCAAGGAAAGUAGCUUUAUCUCAGCUUGUUUCACUGGUCAGACUCCAAGUGCUGUGAAGUUCACUUUCAACAUGAGGUCCAAGAUAGGUGUUAUUACUAGCAGAUUGGAAGAACUCUGCAGACAAAGAACUGAGCUUGGAUUGGAAAAGAUUUCGGGGGGGACAUCAACUACUGCAUGGAAUAGACCAUCCAGUACAUCUGUGCAAAUCGAGCCUGCUAUUUUUGGGAGGGAGGAAGACAAAGCCAAGAUACUACAAAUGGUGUUAAGUGGGGAACCAAGUGAAGCCAACUUUUGCGUUACACCGAUUGUUGGUAUGGGGGGAAUUGGUAAAACAACACUUGCUCGAGAGGUCUACAAUGAUGACAAGGUUAUCGAAGUUUUCAAUCCAAGAGCAUGGACGUGUGUCUCGGAUGAUUUUGAUGUUCUGCGUAUCUCUAAGGCAAUUCUUGAGUCAAUCACUUCAUCAUCUUGUAGUCUACAGAACUUAAAUGAAGUGCAGGUUCAGUUGAAAAACAAAGUAGCCGGAAAAAAAUUCUUCCUUGUAUUAGAUGAUGUUUGGAGCAGAGAUUAUGGCUUGUGGGAAACUCUUAAGUCUCCCUUCAUGGCUGGGGCACCAGGAAGUAGGAUAAUUGUGACGACACGCAGUGUCCAUGUAGCUUUAACCAUGGGACAAAGUGAAUAUUUUGAGUUGAAACUUCUUUCAAACGAUGAUUGUUGGGGCAUAUUCGAGAAGCAUGUAUCUGGGUGCAGAGUUGUUUCACGCCAGAAUUUGAAUUCAAUUCGUGAUAAAGUUGUUGAGAAGUGCAGAGAGUUACCAUUAGCAGCCAGAACUCUUGGGGGUCUUUUACGAUCUAAGCAAAGAUAUGAUGAGUGGGANGGCUAA